Messenger RNA from Sinocyclocheilus rhinocerous, 1024 nucleotides. RefSeq names its product estradiol 17-beta-dehydrogenase 8-like. Lineage: Eukaryota; Metazoa; Chordata; Actinopteri; Cypriniformes; Cyprinidae. The record is from RefSeq and is a predicted model, not a curated record. The transcript has 6 exons. The annotation marks the transcript as partial. Gene Ontology annotation, biological process: fatty acid biosynthetic process. Gene Ontology annotation, molecular function: oxidoreductase activity, acting on the CH-OH group of donors, NAD or NADP as acceptor; quinone binding.
CUGUCCUCUUUUCCAUAGUGUUUCUGAGAGCUUUAUAAGUACAUCUUGGCAGUGUGCAGGUCUGUGUCUGAUCUUCUGUACUGAUGUUGUCUUUCAGGGCACGUUUCUCGUGACUCAGGCCGUCUCGAAGGCUUUAGUUUCUGCAGGCGCUGUGAAGGGCUCUAUCAUCACUGUGGGCAGCAUAGUGGGCAAGGUUGGGAAUAUCGGGCAGGUGAAUUACUCUGCUUCUAAAGCCGGAGUGGAGGGCCUCACUCGAACCGCUGCCAAAGAGCUGAGCAAAUUUGGCAUCCGCUGCAACUGUGUCCUGCCCGGGUUCAUCACUACACCCAUGACAGACAAAGUACCUGAGAAAGUCAUCGAUAAACUCACAGCAGUCAUUCCAAUGGGAAGGAUGGGAGAGCCUGCUGAAGUAGCUGAUGCAUGUGCAUUUCUGGCUUCUGAUGACAGUCGAUAUAUUACUGGAAUCAGCAUUGAAGUUGCUGGUGGACUCUUCAUUGGCUGAAAACUGCUGAAUGACACUAAACUGAUCACCAACUCUGUGCCUUCAUCUUUAAUCUCAAAUUAUGCUUAAUUGCUGUAGAAUAUUGUAUACAAUGUAACAAAUGGAAAUUAAAAUUCUAUAUUUAUACAAUUAAAGUGUGAAUAUUUUAUACUGUGAACCCACUUUUAAAAAACAAUUAAGUUGACACAGGAGGAAAUGUGUUGAUGUGUGGUUUAAUGGGAACGUUUGGACCAAAACAACAAGUCAAAGAAUUAAAACAGUUAACAUUUCAAAACUCAGACUAAUAGAGUGAAUCAAAAUUCAUCAUUUAAAAGGGGUUUAAGAGUCGUUUGAAGGAAAGUGGCCAGAUUACAUAUUGUGGUUUUUCUGAGACACACGAAAUGUGUUGUUAAUUUGUUGAAAAGUGAAAAUGGGAGUUUGGCUCGGAAGAGUGAAGAGGCAGAUGAAAUAUGAGCAAAAGCACCAUGACAACAGGAAACAAACGGGGAAAAGAACAACAAAGGAGUCCAACAGCUCUUUAAA